AUGGUGCCCCAGCAAGUAUCAGAAGUGCGGUCUUUGACGCCUACGUCGAGCGGCGUCCCGGUGUUUGGUUCGCAACUGGUCGACAAGAACUCUUCCACACCGUACACUGAUGCAACUCAGACGAAGAAGAACAACCCUAAUCACAUCAAGAGGCCAAUGAAUGCGUUCAUGGUCUGGUCGCAAAUCGAGCGCAGAAAAAUAUGUGAGCAAACGCCCGACAUGCACAAUGCCGAGAUUUCGAAAAACUUGGGACGCGUCUGGAAGACCUUAAAUGAUGAAGAACGGCAGCCAUUCAUUGAUGAAGCGGAACGUCUCAGACAGCUUCAUAUGCGCGAGUACCCUGACUACAAGUACAGGCCUCGUAAGAAGACAAGCAAACCGGCGCAGAGAACCGGAGCAGUUACAAAACAGAAGCGCAAACAGCGAGCAGAUUCGAAUAACAACAGAGGAGUGUCCAGACGGCGAACGCGACCCGCGCCAAGUGUUCCCAGCAUUCCGAGCGUACCUGUUGAAACACCAGCUCCACCACCACUGCCGGCUUCCCCCGCUGGAUCGCCAGACUCUCCUGAAUCUGCUUGCUUCUACGAUGAUAGCACACGUCGCGAGCAAUCAGACCUUACGGAUCUGUACUCUAUUACUGACUUGCUUCCGUUACCAACGGACUGCGAGGUCGAUUUGGACGCGUUGACAACUGACAUGGAGUCGUUCGAGACCGCGUCUUCCUCCUCUGGCUCGCACUUUGAGUUCUCGUGUACGCCGGAUGUUUCCGACAUGCUCAGCGAGAUAGGCGUGGCGGGCGACUGGGUUGACCAUACGUUUUCCUCGUACCUCACGUAA
This is a messenger RNA of Parnassius mnemosyne (clouded apollo), 837 nucleotides long. NCBI's taxonomy places the organism in Eukaryota, Metazoa, Arthropoda, Insecta, Lepidoptera, Papilionidae. The record is from the annotation of a GenBank genome assembly.